Molecule: messenger RNA, 7822 nt
Organism: Phymastichus coffea
Lineage: Eukaryota; Metazoa; Arthropoda; Insecta; Hymenoptera; Eulophidae
Gene: dnc
Product: cAMP-specific 3',5'-cyclic phosphodiesterase-like
Exons: 14
Coding region: 680-3748 (1022 amino acids)
Biological process (GO): signal transduction
Cellular component (GO): perinuclear region of cytoplasm; cytosol; nucleus
Molecular function (GO): 3',5'-cyclic-AMP phosphodiesterase activity
Source: RefSeq, a predicted model, not a curated record
GUGGCUGAGUCCAGUGUACGGCGGCGGCAGCAGCAGCAGCAGCAGCAGCAUGCGCGACUACGACGACGCGCGGCUGGCUGCUCUCGCUCGCUCGAGAACGCCAACUCGCGGUUGCGGCGCGCUCACGGCUUCAGUCAAGCUCGGACUGCGCGCACACGCGCCACUCCAGUCUGCCGCUCAGCUGUGUGCGUGCCUCUCGAUCUAGUGAGUGCCUCUGUAUCAAUGGUCGAUCGGUGCCCAUCGCCACCACUCUCGCCGGAUUAUCAACGACAAGUUGCAGCGGUAAAGCAGUGGAGGCAUCUGCAGCAGUAUUAGUACAACAGAGCCGUAGCCGGAGCGAUGUUGCAUUCGCGGCUACGAGCAAAAAUUUGUCCCAUCGGUCGCAGUAGCAGCAAUAGCGUCAAGAAUAAGAAAAGCAGUAAGAGCAGCAAGAGCAGCAAGAGCAGCAAGAGUAACAAAAGUAGCAAAAACAAGAAUAUAAUUAGCAGUAGGAAUAGUGAGCUGGACUGGACGACAACGAUGGUCAAGCGUAGGGUUCGGUGAAAGCAACUGCCGAAGCUUCGCAGCCAGCAGCGCUCCGGGGUUUCGCGCGAGUCAACUGAUCCCACGGUCGCUCGCUCCCACCGCUGCCACCAACAGGUCAGGCUCCGCAAGAGCCAAGUUGGCCGGGACUAGUAGCAUGGACGACGAAGAGCCCGAUGAGAAGGCCGUGGCCAGUCCCGACGAGGUGGCCAACCCCAAGAAGAUGGCCCUCGGCCGCAUCCUCCACAAUAAGAGAGAUAACAACGAUUCCGUCGAGGGCUCCGAGAAGAUAACCUCUUCGUCGGAGAACGAGGUGGAGGAGAUACCCAAGGACGAGGAGCUGGCUCCUCACACGGAAAACGUUGCCGCGCGCCAGCAGAUGCUCAACAUCGGCGUUCCGGUGUUCGGUCGAUCGCGCACUUUCGACGGCACUGUCCACGAAUCGCCGCCCAGCGAUACGCCGCCUCACCACCACCAGAUGCUCAUCCAUUCGUCGAGCAGCAGCAGCGGCCGCGAGCAGGCCUACCGUCAGAUUUCCUCGAGCAGGUACCAGCACCUGCAACACCAUCAACAGCACCACCAGCAGCUGGUCGGCCGGCCGGGCCUCUUCACGAUGACGACCAGGAGCCCGCACUCGAGCUCGAGCCAGGAGGAUUACGAGCCCGAGGGAGGACAGCCACAGAAGCCGGCACACCCGCAGAGCCGUCACAACUUGCUGAUCGCUGGCUGCCAGGCACAGGCGACCGCCCGCUCAAUGGAGUCGCUGCGAACGAGCUCGCGCCAGCUGCUCGAGCCCGAGGUGAACUUCGUCGAGGACUCGCGCUCGUGCGAGUCACUGUGCUCGGCCUCCGCCGAGUCGCACGUGACCAGCGGCGGAGCUGUGGGUGCCGUGGGCCCGCGCGGCCACCACCACUAUCGCAGCUUCCUCACGGCGUCGCGCCUCGACGUGCGCCGCAUCCACGCGGUCGAGUCCAAGAGCAGCGAGAACCUGCAUCGCGAGGAGAGCCUCAAGGCCGAGGUGCGGCGCAACUUGUUCGCCGGCACCGACCGCACCAAGCUGCAGCACCUCAGCUUGCCGCCGCCCAACAAUUUUAUCUCGCUUACCAGUCCCGGGGGCAGUGACCGGAAAAUCCACAUUCUGAGCCCGCACUCGCCCAUCACCGCCCAGGAGUAUCAGGCCUCCUUUACCUCGGCCCAGACACUCAAGACGCGCCGCACGAAGGCCAUCGUUUUGCCGAGGUUGGUCUUGGCACCGAGCGAAUCGCCUGUUUUUGAUUUUGACGUCGAAAAUGGCGCCUCGACGUUGGACGGAUCCGCCGGCGGAGGAGGCGGCACAUCGCCAAGCACAGGUCUCGUGCUUCAGGCGAUGCCACAACGCCGCGAAAGCUUCCUCUAUCGUAGCGACAGCGACUUCGAGAUGUCUCCGAAAUCGAUAUCUCGUAACAGCUCAAUCGCCAGCGAAAGGUUGAAAGAGACCGAGCCACCCAUCGAACGAGCUCACGGUGAGGACCUCAUUGUUACGCCCUUCGCACAAAUACUUGCGUCACUACGUUCGGUUAGAAACAACUUCCUGUCUCUCACCAAUGUACCAACGAACAAAUUUCGAAGGAGUAGCGGCGCUCAAGGCAGCACUACGCCACAGCCACGGAUCUUUGCCCCUGGAGAGGAGCCCUACAUGAAACUCGCUGUUGAGACUGUGGAGGAACUUGAUUGGUGUUUAGAUCAGUUGGAAACUAUUCAAACUCAUCGAUCCGUGUCCGACAUGGCAUCAUUGAAGUUCAAAAGAAUGCUGAACAAAGAAUUGUCGCACUUCUCUGAAUCUUCGAAGUCUGGAAAUCAAAUUUCCGAAUAUUUGUGCAACACUUUCCUCGACAAACAGCAAGAGCUGGAUUUGCCGUCGCUGCGGAUCGACGAGCAAGUGCCGGGUAGCAUGGACGCUCGGGUAGCAAAGAAGAAGGAUCGAGUGCAGAGGGGACCAGCCGCGAUGUCGCACAUAAGUGGUGUGAAGCGGCCGCUCACCCACACCAACAGCUUCACCGGCGAGCGCGUGCCCCUCUACGGCGUGGAGACACCCCACGAGGAGGAACUCGGCAAGUUGCUGAGCGAAAUCGACAAAUGGGGCAUUGACAUCUUCAGGAUAGGCGAACUUAGCAAUAACAGGCCGCUGACCUGCGUCGCCUACACGGCCUUCCAGAGCAGGAAUCUGCUCAAGCUCAUCAUGAUACCACCGAAAACUUUCGUCACCUUCAUGAUGACACUCGAGGAUCACUACGUCAAGGAUAAUCCGUUCCACAACAGCCUCCACGCAGCCGAUGUUACUCAGUCCACCCAUACCUUGCUCAAUACUCCUGCUCUCGAGUCUGUGUUUACGCCGUUAGAGAUAACAGCUGCUCUAUUCGCCGCCACCAUUCAUGAUGUCGAUCAUCCUGGUCUCACUAAUCAGUUUCUCAUUAACUCAAGUUCAGAAUUAGCUUUGAUGUACAACGACGAAUCCGUGCUGGAGAAUCAUCAUUUGGCAGUCGCGUUCAAACUGCUCCAAAAUGAAGGUUGCGACAUCCUCGUGAACUGCACGAAAAAGCAGCGCCAAACCCUUCGGAAGAUGGUGAUCGACAUGGUUUUGUCGACCGAUAUGUCGAAGCACAUGUCUCUUCUGGCUGACCUGAAAACCAUGGUGGAGACGAAGAAGGUCGCUGGCUCUGGCGUACUAUUACUCGACAACUACACUGACCGAAUCCAGGUACUGGAGAAUCUGGUGCAUUGCGCGGACUUGUCAAACCCAACGAAGCCGUUGCCGCUGUAUCGGCGCUGGGUGGACCUGCUGAUGGAGGAGUUCUUCCAGCAGGGCGACAAGGAACGCGAGCAGAACAUGGACAUAAGCCCUAUGUGCGACCGGCACAACGCGACGAUCGAGAAGUCGCAGGUGGGCUUCAUCGACUACAUCGUGCACCCGCUCUGGGAGACCUGGGCAGAUCUCGUGCAUCCCGACGCCCAGGAGAUACUGGACACCCUUGAGGAGAACCGCGACUGGUACCAGUCGAUGAUACCGCCCUCGCCGCCUCCAGAUAUCUCGGCCCACUCGGCCGACCAACAGUUAGACGAGCGGAUACACUACCAGGAGACGCUGGAGGAGGACGACGAGUGCGGCACUCCGGAGAAGGCCCGUAGCAUGUCGGCCGACCAGGGCAACAGCGACUCCGAGGACGUACCGGGCGAUGCUGGAAUGUGACGGAGACUCGCUGGCUUCUGCAAAAAGCUCGUCGAGAAAGUACAGCAGACUUGGUGGCGCGUGCGCCAGUGAUAUUUAAUGAUCGCUGCGAGCGUCGAUUCAAAGGCCGCCGCCUUCGGCUCACCUCGCAAAUGCCCCCGCUUCCGUUCAGCUCCGUGCACCUCGGUCAUCCUCGUAUAUUUGAUCCGAGUCACCAUAUACCCUUUAACGUAUACAGACAGAUAUGGCCCCGAACACACCCGUCACACACAUAAGCAGAACGAUGAUUGAUCGCGACGAGGCGAGAACGAAGACGGACAGCACCGUCAUAUCUCAACCCGUCAAUCCCAUCCAAGACUGAGCCUAUGGAGAAGCCGAUUUGGUCGACUGACGUUUAUGUCAACCUACACUACUUCACACGCACACACGAGUACACGAGAAACGCGCAAACUGUCUUAUGAGUGCGCGUGAAUACGCACGAGGACGAGCUUAAAAUUAAACCUUAUAAACAACAAAAAAAAAGAAGAAAAAUUUUUAAAAAUGAACAAAGCGAGAAGCGCAUAGACGAAGCCAAAUGAUCGUUUUUUUUUUGUUCGUUGGUACGAGCGAGUAUUCGGCUGGACCGAAGCUGUUAAGAUGAAUUAAUAUAGAGCGCGUGACGUUUCGUUAGAACGUUACAUCAUCGUAUUUUAAUUGGACAAUUACGUGGAGAAUUGCGGCGCGCGCGCGCGAAAAAGACAAGGCAAACCGAGUGAUAUCCGUCUUGCGCUUAGAAAAAGCCCCAUUGAUAAGGCAGUUCUGUGUUGUCCGUCGCGAGGCUUGUGCAACGAGGUCGAAAGAGAAAGCCAGCCAACGAGAGAUCAAGUUCGUAUAUUGGUGUACACGUGAAGGCUCCUCGAUAGGGCUCGCGUCGCUCGUUGUGAACGCUCGUUGUGAACGCUCGGGAAUCGAUAGCAAGAUGCCAAACGCAUAAAGUAAGUAAGCAAGCAAGCAAGCACUGAGCGUUACCGAGAUGCCGAGCCGGAGAGAACGAGCGGGAAAUGGGAACGUGCGUGCCGAUAAUAAGCAGAAGAGCCAAGCUGCGGUGAUCGUGUACAAAAAUUAAGCGGCAGGAUCGAAGCGAAAUUUUUAGCAUAAUAAGUAGUGAGGUCGCGCACCCCGAGUCACGAGCAUUCAACAAGCCAUAGUCACAGAGGGAACGAGAGUGAGAGAGAAUUCGCUUGGGACAGCGCUUACGUUUCUUCCAAAAGUCUCUUAUUAUAUAGUCAGGGGUUACGUACACACCUACUUUCUGUCGACAUAUCACAAAAUAUCGUUUAUAAAUACGGAAUAGCGUCCAGUAUCGAGAAAAGAGAUUAUUAUUCAUAGAUUGAAUCUUCAGCGACUUGUCGGUAUAUCGAAGCGUCCAAAAUGUUUUAUCCGCUUGAUGUGGAACGAGUUUAAGCAACUUUUUAGACGAUAAGUUAAAAUACAUAGAGAAUAUAUCAGAUUAGCUGUCGGGGUGCCGACGUGGAAGCAGGAAGCGUUUUUACUCGACAGACAGCUUAAAUAUACAUUGCGUUUGGUUCAAUUGCGUCUUCUAAAUGGAACUGCUUGGGAAACAGAGUCGUUGCAAGAAAAGAUCUUUUAAAUUUCCAAUUCUGCAAAGCAUCAAAACAUCGACUGCAUAAAUAAGCUACUUACGCAAUGAAAAUUUAUCGCAAUCGUGUAAGGGCGUUUUUAAGGGUUUUACUCGAUGAUAGCCAAGCAAACAGCUCUGUCGCCCAACAAAUUGGUAGCAACAAGUUUCUCGAAAGUAUAUAAUUAAAUUAAGUGAAAACUUACAGUCUGGAUUGCUCAUACUAUGGUGCUCGAGAUAUAUAUAUAUAAUUUGGUGGGUCGCCCGCGGCGAUCCAACCGAGGUUACGACAGAAUUCAACUUGUACGUCAGCGUACGAGUUUAAGUAAGGAUAUACAUGAUGAUAAAAUGUUAUAGGCUCGCGCACAGAUUGCGAUUCGUCUGUUGUUUCUUUUCCUCUUUUGUUAGACUAUAUAUUUUUAUUAACCCUUACUUUCUCUCAUCGAAACGGCAAGUAAUUAAUUUUAAUAUAUAACUGCAUAAAAGCUGGCCUUUCAGGUUUGUAUUAAAAUUAAUUCAUAAGUAAAGUGGCAACAAUCUUUAUACAUAUACAUAAAAACACAGCACCGGCGAAUGAUGUACAGUGUCGUAGACAAGUGCGAAUCUCGCGGUUAUAGUCGUUUUUUAAGAAAACAAACACAAGAAUUUCGACAAAAAGUAAGAAUCAAAGGUAAUGCGCAGAUAGAACAAUCCUUUCUCUCACAUUGCACGUUGGCGGUCAUGAAAAUUCCAUUAGUCCACUUUUCGUGUGAAGAUAAUGCAAGAGUGAUUACGGUGAACCAACCUUUAUUACUGGUAUGUAAUAGCAGCAAGUCCUUGGCAAGAGUCGGAUGCAAUAUGCCGCAACAACUACAAACAUUCUUAAACUUUUAUACAGCUUCCCUGUCUAAUAUUUCGCCAGUCUUAGUGCACAAUCAGGCCUUUAUAUCUUUUUAUAAAAAUCAUUUAAAUAUUAUUUCUUUUUAUAGCUCAAGUAUUAAAUGACCAUAAUGCUUUUUAAAUCAAUUUUAUCAGCAGAAAUUGGAAGUUGAUAGUUUUUUCUAUCAUUGAAUAACAAUUUUAGUGGAAACUACUUGACGUCAUGCGUAUACCAUAUCGUGUGUUUUACUGUUGUGACAGUCUCAAUGACUAUUAAACAAUUGAAAGUAUACGCUUCAAACUCUGAUACCAAUUGCUUCAUUAUUAGACUUGAAGCAAAUACUUUACUUGAAUAAUUUUGAAAAGUACAAAAAGGUUAAAUUUAAAUUGAAAUUCACAAGAUAUUACGAAACAUUUCAUUCGAUUCUUGCGUACAGAGGGAUAUAGGAUGAUUCACAUACCUUUCUUUGCUUGCAUCAAAAUUGCUGAUAAAAAAUGUCUAUGCAUUUAUCGGAUUUCCUCGUCGGAACAAGAGAAUGAUGAAACACCCUAUCGGUUUCAACCAUUAUCACCAUAACUGUACCGUCAACUGAGAGGAGCUUGUGAAUCAACCACAAAUUUGUGAAUCAAGCACAAACAAAGUCGCGCAUGACAUACGAACAAAAACUAAUGCAUUCAUUGUUGUUCGACUUAUCUGGUACAUACAAGUCGACGCAGUAAUGCGAAAAAUAUAAAAAAAACAUGAAGCGCAAACAAGAAAAAUCUGUAAUAGUAAAUCGUGCAUAGAUUACCUAAAGAAAACUCCGACGUAAUUGCAAUAGUUUAUGAAAAAAAAAGAAAUACAAGUAAUUAUUGAUGUGUGUGUCAUAGACAUUGAACCUAGCAAUUGUCUGGUGCUGGUCACCAAGGUUUGGUUAAUAAUUUUAGAUUUUAAGUCCUCAGAGCUAAGCCUAUAGUUUCGUUUCCUUACUUUUUUCUUUAUAUAUUUAUUUUCUCUUUUGAGUGUGUUAUUUUCUUUUGUACAAGCCGUACAUUUACGUGAAAACAGUAAUUGCAAAGGAUAAAAACAUUGUUUACCAAUACAUGAAUAUAUAUAUAUAUAUAUAUAUAACUGGUAUUUUUAUUUAUUUCUUCGAGGCUUGUACCCCGUUGUCUUCGCUUAUUAUUUGCAAAUCCAGAUUGAACUAUCAAAGACGAGCCUGAUUAAAAUUUAACAACUUACUACUAAUUGAAUAUUAACUUGUCAUCACGAUGAAAAUCCAAAAUUAAGAGUGACAUACUUCUUUAAAUCUGUGUGAUGAACAAAAUUACAACACAAACAAUCGUUUUCAACAAAUGAAUAACAACAAUAUCGUUUAUCGUAAACACUUAUUCUGAGCGCUAUCACUGUGGUCUUUUUUAUUGUUUAUUACUUACGCAUCGAGUCUGCUGUAAACGUGGUUUAUAAAGCAAAAGAGAUAAGAAAACAAAGCAGCAACAACUGCAACUUCAAAUAAUCCAUAACCCUUACUGAAAAAACAGAUGCAGCGUGUUUAAUUGCUGGACAGUUAAAUGAACAUGUAUUAAUAUCAUGUAACCCUUGUACGAAUAUAUGUGUAAUAAAACAUAUUUAUUGUCUG